This is a messenger RNA of Effrenium voratum, 1134 nucleotides long. The record is from the annotation of a GenBank genome assembly. NCBI's taxonomy places the organism in Eukaryota, Dinophyceae, Suessiales, Symbiodiniaceae.
AUGGAAGAGCUUGAGACGGCGAAGCAGCAGAAGGCGGAGAUCGCAAAAAACUUGCAGAAGCAGCUUGACGAGUUGGCGCGGCAGAAGGCAGAGGAGAUGAAGAACAUCGAAGACUUGCAGAAAGCGAAUGAGACUCUGCAGCAGAGGAUUGCUUUCCUGACCCAGAAGGCGCAGAAGUCAGAGAUGACGCAGUGCAUACUGCAGCUGAAGGAGCAGUGCGACGCCUUUUUGGCCUUCAGCCGCUCUGACAGCGAUCCUCAAGCUGAUGAAGGUCCAGGUGCAACCCCGGCUUCGGAAGACGCAGUGGACUCAUUCACUCUUGUCGGUGAUCAGUCAGACAUGUACUCGGACACCAGCAGCCGCUCGGCCAAGUGCUUUCUGCCGAACACGGCUUUGCACGGCUUGGACGGCGAAGCUUGCGAGGCGGAGCGCGCAGACCAGCUCGGGGUGGGCAACACGGUCUUUGUGGGCGGCAAGCAGCAGAAGUUGACCAAGGAGCGCACGCACUUGUACGAGGUGAGGCUGGAGCCAGACGGCCCGCUGGAAAUGCUCCCGGAGCUGGGCCGCGGCGAAGCUGAGGCCAGGCUGCAUUGCGGCCUACCGGGCUGCUGCCUCGAGUCGGAAGGAAAACACACCAGUUGGAUGGUGCUGGACGGGAUCUCAAGCCGCAGACCCCGGCGGCUCGGCGAGGCGGUUCGGCGUUGCCAGUGGCAUCCAGUGGCAGAGAUCCCGCGAUUCGGCGUGCGUGGAGGUCUACCGCCGACCUCAGGACCUGGCAACGGCGAGCGCUUCGAGGACGCGGACCGGUGUGAACGCCCCAGCUCGGCAGGCUUCCAGCUGCAAAAAGGGCACGGGGCACGCCAGGCUGCAUUGCGGCCUACCGGGCUGCUGCCUCGAGUCGGAAGGAAAACACACCAGUUGGAUGGUGCUGGACGGCCGUGCUCCCAGUACGGGCGUGGCCUCCCAAAAGGAGUCUUAGACCUGAACGGCCCGGAGGCGGCAGUCAGAGCUCCAGCGGCUCCCGCUUCCCAGGUCGAUCUUGGAGUCUUGGAGCGGGAAAGGACGGCGACCGCCCGGCGAAUCGAAGCCGGAAGGCUCACCAGUAACGAGCUGUGCGUGGCCACCUGCCGCUGA